Messenger RNA from Bemisia tabaci, 5004 nucleotides. RefSeq names its product Guanylyl cyclase at 88E (gene Gyc88E). Gene Ontology annotation, molecular function: nitric oxide binding; oxygen sensor activity; guanylate cyclase activity. Gene Ontology annotation, biological process: nitric oxide-cGMP-mediated signaling; cGMP biosynthetic process; response to oxygen levels. Gene Ontology annotation, cellular component: guanylate cyclase complex, soluble. Lineage: Eukaryota; Metazoa; Arthropoda; Insecta; Hemiptera; Aleyrodidae. The record is from RefSeq and is a predicted model, not a curated record.
UCGGUGUGAUCGCACUAUCGCGUUGCGGGCCGAAUUGUCGCCAAGUGUCCUUUCGGGCUUCCGCGGAGUGUCGUCCCGAGUCCCUGCAUCCCUGCCUGCCCCCGCCCGCCUCGGCGAACCCGCUCCGGCCCUUCGGCGAGGAUGUACGGGCUGCUACUGGAGAACAUAUCGGACUACAUAAAAUCAGUCUACGGCGAGGAAAAAUGGGAGGAGAUCCGGAGGUUGGCCGGCGUCGAGCAAGUUUCCUUCAGUGUCCAUCAAGUUUACCCGGAAACAUUAAUUCCCAAACUAGCCGCCAAAGCAAUUCAGAUUUUAGGAAUAACAGAAAAGGACUUCUUCGAUCAGAUGGGUGUUCACUUCGUCGGAUUCGUGAGUCAAUAUGGUUACGAUCGAGUUCUAUCGGUACUCGGCAGACAUAUGCGUGAUUUUUUAAACGGUUUGGAUAACUUACACGAGUACUUAAAAUUUUCAUACCCACGAAUGCGAGCGCCAAGUUUCAUCUGUGAGAAUGAAAGUAGACAAGGACUGACUUUGCACUAUAGGAGCAAAAGAAGAGGCUUCGUUUACUACACAAUGGGCCAAAUUAGAGAAGUAGCAAGACAUUUUUAUCAUAAGGAAAUGAGGAUCGAGCUUGUGAGAGAAGAACUUCUGUUUGACACGAUUCAUGUGACGUUUCAACUAACGUUCGACAAUAGAGCUUUCACUUUAGCAUCGCUGACGAUGACCCGUGAAGAGAAACAUUUGCCCGUUAGUGCAUCUGUCCUCUUCGAAAUAUUUCCUUUUUGUAUAGUAUUUAGUUCAGAUAUGGUUGUUCGGAGCAUAGGAAACUCCCUCGUUGUGAUACUGCCAGAUUUAGUCGGGAAGAAAUUAACUCACUGGUUCGACCUAGUCAGGCCUUUAAUAGCUUUUAAGUUUCAAACGAUAUUAAAUAGGACAAAUAAUAUUUUUGAGUUAGUGACGAUCGAAAGCGUGUUGCACAAAAGCGCUUUGGAUCGGCGGCAAGAUACUGUGAUAUUGAGCGAUGAACUCGAGUCAUCGCCCGACGAUAAAAAACUUAGACUAAAAGGCCAGAUGAUAUACAUGGAUAACUGGCGGAUGAUGAUGUACCUGGGAACUCCUGUGAUGCCGGACCUGCACGCUUUGAUAACGACCGGCCUCUAUAUCAACGAUCUUUCCAUGCACGAUUUCAGCAGAGACCUGAUGUUGGCAGGCACGCAACAGUCGGUCGAGCUGAAGCUGGCUCUGGAUCAGGAGCAGCUGAAAUCGAAGAAGCUGGAGGAAUCCAUGCGGAAGUUGGAUGAGGAGAUGCGGCGCACCGACGAACUCCUCUACCAGAUGAUCCCCAAACAGGUCGCCGAUCGCCUUCGCAACGGCGAAAACCCAAUCGACACUUGCCAGAUGUUUGACAGCGUGUCGAUACUGUUCUCGGACGUUGUGACAUUCACGGAAAUAUGCAGUAGGAUCACCCCGAUGGAGGUCGUUUCCAUGCUCAACGCCAUGUACUCCAUUUUCGAUACUUUAACGGAGAGAAACAAAGUUUACAAGAUCUUUGCGCCAGGACGACCCAGGGCUGACCCGGCUGUUUGUGAACAGGUGGAGACGAUAGGGGACGCGUACAUGGUCGUGUCUGGGGCGCCCGAGCAGGAACACAACCACGCCGAGAAAGUCUGCAACAUGGCACUGGAUAUGAUCGACGCCAUCACUGACCUCAAGGACCCAUCUACAGGUUCGCAUCUACAGAUCCGAGUGGGGGUGCACUCCGGGGCAGUGGUGGCAGGGAUCGUGGGGCUGAAGAUGCCUCGCUACUGCCUCUUCGGCGACAGCGUGAACACGGCCUCGAGAAUGGAGUCCACCUGCGAACCCAUGAAGAUCCACAUCUCCCAGUCCACACGCGAUCUCCUCUCGCCCAACUACAAAGUCAAAGAGCGCGGAGAGAUCCAAGUCAAAGGCAAAGGAGUGAUGAAGACCUACUGGCUGGAGCGGCCUGAGGAGCGUCCACCGCUCUCGCGGAGCAUCCCUGCGAGGAGCGACGGCUCGGAGGUGGAGUGGGAGAAGUCGGCGGACACUUUGAUCGGGAUCGUGGACGGGAGCUCGCGGAUCUUCUCGCCGCUGCCGCAGGACCAGGCCGCCGCCCGCAUCUACUCCCCCGUCACCUUCACGGAGAUCGCCCGCCGAUCCGUCGCCAGCUCCCCCGUCCGGGAGGCCGCCGCCUACGCAGCCGCCACCGCCUCCAGUCAAGGAGCUCGUUGUAAUUCACUUGGAGCUGUGUUCACGUUUUCGGAUGAUGAUCGGAGUUGGGGCAGUGAUUCUGCCAAAAAUUCCGGAAAAACCACCGUCACCGAAGGCACAACGGUCCUAGUUCCGGCCAUCCCCAUCCGGACUUUCAAUGCUCAGAGGAGCUCACCUUUCACGACAGGAAAAUCACCGGAACCUUCAAAAACACCACCGGAUUCUUCGAAGACACCGCCGAGCGAGCCUCCGGAUUCUUCACGACUUCUGCCGGAUCCGUCAGAGGGAGCUGCGGAGCCCUCAGGAGCCUCCUCAGAGCCCUCUGAAUCAUGCCCGAAAUCCUCGAGCCUCCCGGAGCGUGAGGACCAAGGUGAAGGAUCGAAUACCCACUUCUCCUGGUGCGGGACGGAGCCCACUCGGCAGUUUCCCGGGAGAACUCGGUCGGCGACAACUUCCGGAAUGACCCUGCCGCUGUCCUCCGAGCCCCCGGAGCCAGAGAAAAGGCGUCGGGCCCCCGAUAAAGUGGUCACCUCCAAAUCCGAGAGCUCCCUGUCGCGGAGCAACGAGUCCAGCUUGGGCUCGGCCAAACUCCACCACCAUCAUUUCUGCACUAGUUUCAUACCCCAUCAAGCCCUCGGCAAGCACAAAGGGCAUAGUAAUUCCUGUCAUAUAAUAUAGUGUCCGCCGCCAGACUCUGCAUUGGAUUCCGUUUCGCAAUGAGAAACUGCAAUUUCUGCCUCGGUUUAAAAACAACGGAUGUACCGUUUGCUUCCCUACAGGCAUACGUGUUUUUACGGAAGAGCUAGAAAUUGUAUUUCCAAUUGCACAAUUUAGUCCAAUUUUUUUUUAGGAGAAUUUACAUGUAUUUUGUGCGUUGCCAUUGGUGUCAUCACAAUCAGGAUGUGAUGUCGUAAAUCAGGGUUUCCGGCGGUCCGGAAAAUCUGGGUAAGUCAGAAAAUGGUUUAGGACAUGGAAAAUUUAGAGAAAGUCAGGAAAUUUCGCAAAGAGCGUUUACCGGAGUGAAUAUAAUUCAAUGGAAAGAUGGAAGUUCCGCUUCCCUGUCAGAAAAAGUCAGGUAAGCUGAAAAUUUUAGAGAUAGGGAGAAGCAAAAAUAGUCAGUGAAAAGUCAAGGAAUCGAAUAGUGAAGAAAUUAUAGAAUCCUGAUAAAUGUAUGAGCUCUCUGACCCUUUAAAUGUUCAGUUUGUUUCAUCGCUCGUUCAAGAGAUCUACGAAUCUAGAAAAUCUGAUCUUAAACUGUGCAAAUUCAAUUUUUAUCUAAAAAAUUAAGAUGCACAGAAUUGCAAACAAUUUUGGUUUUUCCACCGAAAAACUGUCAGCUUUGAAAGGAAAAAAUCGUGAUCAUUGUACAACUGUGCUCAUAUUUAGUAUUUUUUUAAGUAUAAAAAAGGUUGCCUGAUUGUAGCAACACUGUAUUGACGUUAGUUUUCUCCAUAGAAUACAUAGAGUCGUAAUUUGAACCAAAGUACUUAACACGUCAAGGUAGAAAGAGCAAAAAACCUCGGGAUAACCUUCAUGAAUGUGCAAACGGACCACGAUGUGCAAUUUGAAACUAAAAUUUUUGACUCAGUUUAUGUGCAACGUAUCUCAUAUUAGUUUCCCUACGUACAUAAGUGUUUUUAAGAUUAAGUCAGAAAUUGUAGUAUACCUAAUUGCAGAAUGAAGUCCACAUAUCUCAGAAAACGAGCUUUGAGAUUUUAUAGAGGACCUACUUUCGCUUGUCUAUCACGAUCCUACAACUGGACUUAAUUUUGCAUCUAGGAACUACAAUCUCUGGUUCAUAUUUAAAAAUAUGUAUGCACUUAGGGAAACUAAUGGUACAUACGUUGUUUCUAAACUGAGCCAGAAGUUGUUCUUCCCAUUUUUUGCAAAAUGCAGUCCAACGUUUUACAGGUUACUUUACUGAUGCUCCACCUCAUACUGAUGGCAUCAAAUAAACAAAAUUCCAAAUAGCACAUCCUGAUGGCAUUGAUGUUGCUGAUGGCAACGAACAAAUUACGUCUUUACAAGUGGGAUCACGAAGAGAAGACUGCAGCGCAAAGAUAGAGCAACGGACAAGGUGAAGUUUUCGACUCUGAGGGGAACAAUGCAAAAAACAAAACAAAAUUGAUCGGAACCGAUGGGUCUUAAGGAUAAAAAACAUUCAGCAAAUGUUGUCAAACUAUCUCAAAUAGACUCACAUACACUGCCACGCACCGGGUCAAUUUCUGUCCGGACUUGUCUUUUAUCUCUUUCGCAAAAACAAAUAUGUUCAAAUACGCACUCGAAAAUGUUUUCCGGAAGUAAGUAUAAAACGUCAUUCUUAGGUAAGUAAGUGUAUGAACUGCGUCCCAAAUGUCGGGAGGGUUUUGCUGUAAUACAUUUAAACAAGCAAAGUAGUUUUCAGAAAAUUGGCAAUGUCCUAAAAAAAAGUGGUAUACUUCAUAGUACAACAGCCAACUUUAGAAUCGAGUUAAGUUGAAAAAAAGUCGCAAAGCGCCCUAGUCCUCUUGCAACGAGCACUAAACGAAUUUCUCACGGUCGAACUUAAACUCUUCUAAUUGCCCGCGGGUCCCCAGCAGGAGGUUCAGUGCCAGAAGGAGGAUGAUCAUUGGUGUCAGCCUUUGUCACAAAGUGCCGCCCAGGGCGUUUAGCAUGUCAGGAGCCAGUCUCUGAAAUCGAGAAUAUUUAUGUCCAAAUUUUAUUUUUGGAAAUGAAUAAAUCGCAAGCAAACAGUAAAAUCAGGCAAUUUGUAAAAUGCCUCGGCAAGUAGUCAAA